Pan troglodytes (chimpanzee) is the source of this 4291-nucleotide messenger RNA. It is a transcript of the gene ERI2, whose product is annotated as ERI1 exoribonuclease family member 2. Gene Ontology annotation, molecular function: 3'-5'-RNA exonuclease activity; zinc ion binding; nucleic acid binding. The coding region runs from base 1110 to 2906 and encodes 598 amino acids. Lineage: Eukaryota; Metazoa; Chordata; Mammalia; Primates; Hominidae. The record is from RefSeq and is a predicted model, not a curated record. The transcript has 10 exons.
AAAGCAAGGAGUGUCGGGAAUGGCGACCAAGCGGCUCGCGCGGUACUCGAGGGAGUUCCGGGUCGGGGGCGGGUAGCUCCGGGUCCAGCGCUGGCGUUGGCCGUAGAGCAGGGCGCGGCAGGUGGCAUCUGCGGUGAGGGCCUCUAUUCCCCGCAGCCCCGGCGUCUGCGACCUGCCCUCUCUGGCACGGUUGGAAAGGCGCCUCCCUGGACCUCGGUCUUCAGCCUUGGGCCACCUUCUACCCGAGGGUGACAGGAGCCCGAGGCGGACGAACCCUGGGGCCUUGACUGUGUGGCCUUGAGCCAGUGCCUGCCUAUUUUAGGCCUUGGGAAACGACUGGACGUGACAGUGCCCUGCAGACUGGUUGGAGGUCUCAGACAGGCCACACACUGAAUCCGUCAAGGUGUUCAACCUGUUUGAAAUGCUCGUUCCUCGGUGCUGUAAAGAAAUAGAACUUAAACUUAAAUUUAAUUUAUUUAGUAAGGCCAUUUUUACUUCCUGCAGAAAGGGUACACUCGCCAGCAGUUUUGCCAGGAGAGUACACUGAACAAAGGAGACAGGGUCAUUUAUAACGUGGCGCGUCCACCCUACUGCUGUGUCCGGUUUCCUUUGGCUGGAACGGGACCUCACAUUCUGUAUUUGUCCCGAUUGACUAGCAACAUAGAACUUUUUAAAAGAGGCAAAGGCAGAGGAGAACAAAGGAAGAAGGAAGUAACUUGUGGAAUGCUGAGAAAGGGUCUCGCUCUGUUGCCCAUGCUGGAGUGCAGUGGCAUGAUCUCGGCUCACUGCAGUUUCCACCUCCCGGCCUCAAGCAAUCCUCCCACCUUAGCCUCCUGAGUAGUUGGGACUACAGGCAGCUUGGAUUAAUUAGGAGAAAGUCAAUUGCGCCAGCAAAUGGAAAUCUAGGAAGAAGCAAAUCCAAGCAGUUGUUUGACUACUUAAUUGUCAUUGAUUUUGAAUCAACAUGCUGGAAUGAUGGGAAGCACCACCAUAGCCAGGAAAUAAUUGAGUUUCCAGCAGUGUUGCUGAACACAUCAACUGGACAGAUUGACUCUGAGUUCCAGGCUUAUGUUCAACCUCAGGAACAUCCAAUUCUUUCAGAAUUUUGCAUGGAAUUGACAGGCAUAAAGCAGGCUCAAGUUGAUGAAGGAGUCCCUCUGAAGAUUUGCUUAUCUCAGUUCUGUAAAUGGAUUCAUAAGAUUCAGCAACAGAAGAACAUUAUUUUUGCUACUGGGGUUUCAGAGCCUUCUGCUUCUGAAGUAAAAUUAUGUGCAUUUGUUACUUGGUCAGACUGGGACUUGGGGGUUUGCCUGGAGUAUGAGUGUAAAAGAAAACAGCUGUUAAAACCUGUGUUUUUAAAUUCUUGGAUUGAUCUCAGAGCAACUUACAAGCUUUUCUAUAGGAGAAAACCAAAAGGACUAAGUGGUGCCUUGCAGGAAGUAGGAAUAGAAUUCUCAGGACGAGAACAUUCUGGGUUGGACGAUUCUCGGAAUACUGCCCUUCUUGCUUGGAAAAUGAUCAGAGAUGGUUGUGUAAUGAAAAUUACAAGGUCGUUGAACAAGGUUCCCACUAAGAAGAAUUCCAGCAUUCUGGCCAGAAAUUUGAAUACAAUUCAAGUUGAAGAAAUGUCUGCCUGUAACAUUAGCAUCCAGGGUCCCAGCAUAUAUAAUAAGGAGCCUAAAAAUACAAUAAAUCCUCAUGAAAAAGUUCAAAUGAAGUCAAUUUGUGCAAAUUCUCCUAUAAAGGCACAACAGGAUCAAUUACAAGUAAAAAACAAUAUAAAAGCAAGUCUUCAUCAUGUCAAAAGUUCCUUACCUCUUUUUAAUACUAAGUCCUCUACUUCUGUGGGGCAGUUGCAGUCUCCUACCUUGAAUUCACCUAUCUAUAUGCAAAAGCAAGGAAAAAAUGAACAUCUUGCAUUUAAUACCAAAUCUAAGGCUUCAACAGUUGGUUCAGAAUUGGUACUUGUUUCUACCACCGUUCCAACUGUUCAUCAUGUUUCUGAUUUGGAAAUGAGCUCUACUCUGGACUGUUUACCUGUGUUGGCUGAUUGGGAGGAUGUGGUUUUACUGCCAGCAUCUCAGCCUGAGGAAAACGUAGACUGUACAGUUCCCAUUAGUGACUCAGACUUAGAGAUUUCAUUUAAUUCUGGAGAAAGAUUAAUGGUUUUGAAAGAAUUGGAAAUGUCAAGUCAUGAAAACUUUGGAGACAUAGACGAAACUCCUCAAAAAUCUGAGACUUCUAAGUCUAUUGUGUACAAGAGUCCUCACACUACUAUUUAUAAUGUAAAAGAAGCCAAAGAUCCAGGUUCAGAUAUUUCUGCCUUUAAGUUACCUGAACACAAAUCAAGUACCUUCAACAGAGUUAAUGCCAAUAUGUCUCAUCCUUUAGUUUUGGGGAAACAUCCUCUUCUUUCAGGUGGUACCAAAAGGAAUCCAUGCAGUCCCCAAGCUUUCCCACCAGCAAAAAAACAACCCUUCACUAUUCAUGAAGAAAAGCCUACAUCAUCUGAUUGCUCCCCAGUAAGAAGUUCUUCCUGGAAGCGUCUCCCAUCUAUAUUAACUUCUACAGUUAACCUACAAGAGCCUUGGAAGAGUGGGAAAAUGACACCUCCAUUAUGCAAGUGUGGUCGGAGAUCUAAGAGACUUGUUGUUUCUAAUAAUGGACCGAACCACGGAAAAGUCUUCUAUUGUUGCCCUAUCGGGAAAUACCAAGAAAACAGAAAAUGUUGUGGUUAUUUCAAAUGGGAACAAACACUUCAAAAGGAAAGAGCCAACAGCAUGGUUCCAUCUCAUUCCACAGGGGGUCUCACUUUUAAUUCUCCAGAAACAAGCCAUAUUUGUGACAGAAAUUUAAGUAUUUCCACCAAAAAUUCUUUGAGACUCAGGCCUUCAAUGAGGAAUUGAUAACCUUUCAUGUAUGAAUCCUAAUUGUUCCUUGAAUUUCCAAACAUGAGUAUUCUGAUAACAUCUUACACUAUUUUAUUUUUAUUUUAUAUAUUAAUGUUUACUGCAUUUACCAUACUUUCUUCAGGAACCACAAGUGUAAUCUUUUGUAAACAGUAUUUAUUAGAUUACAUAUAAUAAGCAACAAUAGUAUAUGAUCCUUCUUUUAUAGUUAGACCUUGAAACAAGUCUAAACUAUUUUUAAAUUAUUUGCAAAAAAUGUGACUAAUAAAAAUCCCUAGUCUAUUUUCAGGUAGAUUCUUGUACUUUGAGAUUAUCAUAAUCUUCUAACUGAUAUUUUAUAUUUUUCUAAAAACUUUUAUAAGUUCUUUAGUUUUAUUUCAUGGCUUGAACAUUGGUUCUGAUUUGUAUAUCAACAUAUCAGAAGAAUUAGUCAACUAAAGUUUGAAAACCUAUGUAGCAGAGAUCUGGUUCAGAAACUGCUUCUAUACUAUACAUUUAAAAAUUAAUCAGCAAUUGAUGGUAUUAUUUUUAUAUUAAGAAAUGAUAGGAACAUUGACACUAAUGUGGAGGAAUUUGCCAAAUAUUUUAUUUCAAAAUUUAGCCUCUGAUAUCAUAACCACAAGAUAUUUUAAAUCAACAGUUUCUAAGCAUACUACCACAGUUUUUAUGACCUCUCCAUCAUCUUGUGGUUUCUAGAGAUUGACAGAUACUAUGUUUGUUUUAUAGAUAUGGUAAUUAAUGAAACAACUUUAAAUUGUCUUCCAUUCUUUCUUCCUCAGUUCAUUUCUUUUUGUCUUCCCACUGAUAGUCUUUGGCAGCUCUUGAAUAAAUUCUACCUGUUGGCAUCAAGGGGAAGAAAAUUAGCCUGGAAAUUUUUAUCUUUACAUAAAGCCAAUUAUAUAGCAGUUUGAUUAUGAAUUCUAGGUGGAAGAAUUAGAAUAGUCUUUGGAAUGGGUUUUGGGUAACAGCCAAAAUAGGGAAAAGGGUAUUGUUAGGAAACUUGUCUUGAUAUUAAGUAUUUACUGUGAGUCCAGUAAGCCAAAGGACCAAACAAAAUAGGUUCAGGGUUUCAUUUUAAUCUCAAAGAGUCUGAUUCUUACCCAUAUGUCAUCAGUUCAGUUUGGGACAUGUGGUGCAGCAUGUGUGAAGAAAAUAUUCAUUAAAAUGUAAAAAUAAACAGUUGAAAUUGUCCACAACACUGAGCAAAUAUUCGUUAUAAUUAGGAUGCCUACCUUUCUGGGAUAUUUGUAAGGUGCUGUAGUUUUUUUAACAUGCUCCUGAAUCUCCUUUAUUAGUUGUUCUUGAUCAUGUGACUUGUAAUCAGGAUUUAGAACGACAAAAGCCUUUACUACCUAAAAUAAAUAUUUGAAACACCAGGAAAA